Messenger RNA from Schistosoma turkestanicum, 628 nucleotides. The record is from the annotation of a GenBank genome assembly. Lineage: Eukaryota; Metazoa; Platyhelminthes; Trematoda; Strigeidida; Schistosomatidae.
UUCUGCUCAAUAAAUUUUGGGAUUUUGUCUGUAUCGUUUAUGAAGGUCGAGUUCCUAUGAGAUUUUUGAAAAUCUCAGUUCUACCUGUCCUGACAUCACUGACUUGCCAAGCGAACUCACUGAGUACUGUCUUUUCCAGUAGUAUUAGAAGAAUGUCAUCAGAGGUGGAAAAAGCCAAGGCUUCUGCACAUACUCAAGGACCUACAAUUUUUUCGAAAAUUAUUAGCAAAGAAAUUCCAGCUGAUAUUAUUUAUGAAGAUGAUGAUUGUCUUGCCUUUAGAGAUAUCAGUCCUCAAGCUCCAACUCAUUUUCUAGUUAUUCCAAAAAAGCAAAUUCCGAUGCUCGAUUCGGCAAAUAUAGAACAUGAAAAGUUGUUAGGUCAUCUAAUGCUUGUAUGCAGUCAAGUCGCUCAGAAAGAAGGAUUAACUUCGGGUUACCGUGUAGUUGUGAAUAACGGUCCUGAUGGUGCUCAAUCUGUAUAUCAUUUACAUCUUCAUGUCCUUGGUGGCCGACAGAUGGGAUGGCCACCUGGUUAGAUAGUUGUAUAAUAUGUAUUACUUAUUACCAGUGAAAUUAAAUAUAUUUUGGUUUUCCAAAUACGAUUUGUAAAUAUGUAUUAGUUUUUUCC